Molecule: messenger RNA, 1637 nt
Organism: Durio zibethinus
Lineage: Eukaryota; Viridiplantae; Streptophyta; Magnoliopsida; Malvales; Malvaceae
Product: nucleic acid/nucleotide binding protein
Molecular function (GO): RNA binding
Source: RefSeq, a predicted model, not a curated record
ACCGCACCGAACACUUUCGAACACACUUGUUGAUUUGCUAGUGUUUGAGUUGUAACUCUUGUGAGUCAAGACUCGUACGAGAAACUCAGCGAAAUCAGAUUUGUGCUUUGUGUUUAGAAACAAAAAAUCAGGACGAAAAUAAAACAAAAGGGAAGCGAAGUAGAUAGCCCGAGCUAGGGUUUCCUCAACUCCCGGCCAAGAGGAGAUUUAAUAAAAGAGUGAAUGGCGGAUGGUUACUGGAAUCGGCGGCAGCCAACUCCUUCGAUGCUGUCUUCGGGUGGGUUGCUUAAACGACCACGUACUGACUACGAUGCCCUACCUUCUGAACUGCAUCCGGUUCAUGAGACGCAUAAUUAUUUGGCAAGAGAUGAUGAUCGAGGUGGACAUCUGUCUGUGAAGGAUACAAAAACAAUUGGAUCAGCAUAUGAUCGUUAUCUCCAGAGCGCGCAACUUUCUUCUUUUACUUCUGGAGAAGCUAGUAAAUUUGGUGGGUUGGGAAGGGCUGUUGGUGGUGCAAUGCCUGCUCGUUCAAUAGCUGAACUUCCUGUGAUGGGUCGUUCGGGAUCUGCUCCAGAUCUGGCACCAAAUGGUCGAAAUGUCGGUUAUAGUGGUCAACUUCCACUAGAUGCAAUGUCGAGGCCAGGUCGGGAUACUGUACCUUUACCUCCAGAUGCUUCCAAUACUCUAUAUGUUGAGGGACUUCCUCCUGACAGCACAAGGAGAGAAGUGGCCCAUAUCUUUCGCCCUUUUGUUGGAUAUAAAGAAGUACGACUAGUGAGCAAAGAAUCCCGACAUCGUGGUGGAGAUCCUAUUAUCCUUUGUUUUGUUGAUUUUUCAAGUCCCGCCUGUGCUGCAACUGCAAUGAGUGCCUUGCAAGGUUAUAAAAUGGAUGAAGAUGAUCCUGAUUCUAACUACUUGAGGCUGCAGUUUUCUCGGUACCCAGGCCCAAGGUCAGGUUCUGGAACCCGUGGGAGGAGAUGGUAAAUAGGUGGGAGACUUGCUAUGGCAAUCCCACUCUAUUAAGGUUAUCAGCCUCAUUCAGAAUCAUUUGUUGCUGCAAAUCGCUGGAGAAAUGGUCCAUUCAGAUGCUGAAAAAACAAAUUGUUCCAUUCCGAGCCCCCUUGCUGAGUAUAUAUAUAAUCAUGGCUAUUACAAUCCAAGUUUCAGGGGUCAAAGUGGUUGAAGUUUGUUUCAUUGGGCCAGCAGAAUUGAUGUAGGAACUUAGAGUUUGGUCCUUUCUCUCGCUUAGCGGCGAAAAAAAAAAAACUAGAAAUAUAAUGUUGGUUUGACAGUUCCAUAAUAUAGCAUUGACACUUCAUCCUACCGGCGGCCAAUAAAUCAUACUAAUUUCGAAUUCUUCCUGGGAAUGUGAAGUUUUCAUCUUAGCUUGUUAUUGAUUCAUGUAUCCUCUAUGUUUAGUUAACUGAGUGUAUGAAUUAUUUUAAAUCUACAGCUUUCAAGCAUGGAUAGAAAUUUCAUGUCAAUUGGUCCAAAUAUUAGGACUUCACCUCUGAAGUAGGGCACUUUAGUUAGAGGGAUAAAUGAAUAUGGGGCCCAUAGGCCAUCAACAAAUUAUAAUCACCCUUUGUUUUCUUCUGGGGAAGGAAGUAAUUCGCCCAAACUCUAUCUCCCAAAGC